Ictalurus punctatus (channel catfish) is the source of this 1534-nucleotide messenger RNA. RefSeq names its product malonyl CoA:ACP acyltransferase (mitochondrial) (gene mcat). The transcript has 4 exons. NCBI's taxonomy places the organism in Eukaryota, Metazoa, Chordata, Actinopteri, Siluriformes, Ictaluridae. Bases 190 to 1323 code for a protein of 377 amino acids. Gene Ontology annotation, molecular function: transferase activity. The record is from RefSeq and is a predicted model, not a curated record.
UGUAAAUAAUCCAAAAAUGAUACUUCUAGGCACAAGUACUUAUCUCUAGUUUACAGUAUGCAUUAAAAUAUAGCAUUUCUUUCUUUUUCUUAAUAAAUUAUGACGCUUGAUUUCUUGCCAAGAGAAUAAAAUUUAAAGGAAAGAUAACCUCCAGAGAUGACGUUUAUCUGAUGUACCAGGCGUGCUGACAUGAGUUUGAUGGCUCUAGUUAACUGUAGGAGGGCAGCAGCAGUCCGGUGUUUCUGCAGCAAGGCUGCUGUUCUUCACUACAGGACACUCAGUGAUCAUGUUCAGAAACCGGAGCAAACUCCAGAAGAGAAGCCGGUGGAGGAGAGACAAAGGGCGAGGAAACCCCCAGGUGAAGUGUCCGUGCUGCUGUUCCCCGGGCAGGGCAGUCAGUUUGUGGGCAUGGGCAGAGGAUUGCUCAAGUACGGCACCGUGAAGGACAUGUUUACUGUGGCUGAGAAAGUGCUGGGCUAUGACCUUCUCUCACUGUGCUUAAACGGACCCGAGGAGGAUCUGGUGAAGACUGUACAUUGCCAGCCCGCGGUGUUCGUCACUUCUUUAGCCGCUGUGGAAAGAUUGAAUCAUGAAAACCCUGCUGCGAUAGAGAACUGUGUUGCUGCUGCUGGUUUCAGUGUUGGGGAGUUUGCUGCUUUGGUAUUCUCUGGUGCGAUGGACUUUGCUGAAGCCCUUUUUGCAGUGAAAGUUAGGGCAGAAGCCAUGCAGAAAGCCUCUGAUGCCACCCCGAGUGGAAUGUUAUCUGUAAUCGGUAGACCUCAAACCAAUUACAAAUACGCCUGCCUUCAAGCUAGAGAGCACUGUCUCUCUCUGGGUAUACAGAAUCCUGUUUGCUCCAUCGCAAAUUACCUGUUUCCAGAUGGGAGGGUUAUCGCUGGACAUCUUGCGGCGCUGGACUUCCUCCAGAAAAACUCGAAGCAGCUGCAAUUUGCUCGGACGAGGCUGCUGCCAGUAAGCGGGGCUUUCCAUACUGAGUUGAUGGAGCCGGCUGUGCAGCCUCUGCGCGACGUGCUGCUCCAGAUAGAGGUGCGCCGGCCUGAGGUUGCUGUCCACUCCAACGUUGAUGGGAAGCGUUACAUGCAAGAAAAACACGUGCAGCGGCAGCUGGCCAAGCAGCUGGUGUCACCGGUGAAGUGGGAGCAGACGCUGCAUGAGAUAUAUGAGCGGACUCGGGGACAGGGGUUUCCUAACACUUAUGAGGUGGGACCUGGGAGACAACUGGGUGCUACGCUGCACAAGUGCAACAUGAAGGCAUUUAAGAACUACACACACGUUGACGUGGCAUUGCCACAAGACGAUUGAGAAACAUUUGGCAGUGUCUGUAUUUUUCCAAAUUACCACACUGUCUUAACGAGAUAUGAUACUCAAGCUCCUACUGCUAGUUAGUUACACUUCUUGUAGUCUUAUCAGAUUACAUUAUGACAUUAAAUUUGAUGGUUCUGCAUUUGUGGCAAAAUGGUGUGAAAUGUUUAACAUGGAGAACAACAAGAAUAAAUGGCAAGACAUUGUUUUA